AUGAUCAACCUUGUCCAGAACAAGAUGUUCCAUGGAUUGCCAAGUGAAGACCCCAUUGACCACCUUGAUGAGUUUGAUAGGCUUUGUGAUUUGACAAAGAUCAAUGGUGUCUCUGAAGAUGCCAUCAAGCUGAGACUCUUUCCUAUGUCUCUAGCUGACAAAGCUCACCAAUGGGAGAAGAGCUUGCCCCAUGGCACAAUCACCACUUGGGAUGAAUGCAAGAAGGCCUUUCUUGCUAAGUUUUUCUCCACCGGUCGCACAGCCAAGCUUAGAGGAGAGAUAUCCAGCUUCAUCCAGCGAAACAAUGAGACAUUCGCAGAGGCUUGGGAGAGGUAUAGGGAGAUGCUAGACACAGCUAGCAAUGGGAACUUCCUCAACCAGGAUGUAGAUGAUGGCUGGCAACUUGUGGAGAACAUAGCUAACUCAAAUGGAAGCUAUGGAGAAGAGUAUGAUCGCACCAACCGGAGCUCGACCCACCACUCGAUCGAGUCAGACGAAAAGUUGAGAAAAGAUGUUAAGGCAUUGAAUGAGAAGUUGGAUAAGCUGAUCCUAGCUCAGUCCACAAUGAAGAAAGUCAACUUUGUGUCUGCUGAGGAGAUGGAACCAGUCCAAGAAGGGGAGGAUACACAAUUUGCUGAGGUGUGCUACAUGAGCAAUGGGCAAGGAGGUUACAACAAAGGAUACUAUAACUACAAGUCCAACCCUGCCAUGUCAUACCGCAACACUGAUGUUGCUAACCCUCAGGACCAAGUAUAUCCUCAACAACAAGCAGCUCGAUCGAGUCAGGUGCCACAACAUGGGUAUGGUCAAAAGAACAAUUACCAAGGACCACAAGGCACUUUCCCUGGACAACAAAUGAAUAUCCCACCAGGCUUCCCCCACCAACCGCCCCAGCCUGCACCUUCACAAGAGAAUGAGCUCAAGGCAAUGCUAAAGCAACUACUUCAAGGGCAAGCUGAUGGGGUAGUGGACACAAGCAAGAAGCUAGCUGAAAUAAACUCUAAGAUCGAGAACCUCAACACAAGGGUUUACUCUCUGGAGAAUCAUGCUUCUUCUGUUGCUGCUGCUACAAAGCAAGGACAACUACCUGGUAAAGCUAUUCAGAACCCCAAGGAACAGUGCAAGGUCAUCUUCACUCAAGAAGGACUUGUUGAAGAAGAGGAUCAAGAAAGGGUCAUUGAAGAUUUUUGUUUACUGCUGAAUGAUGAAGAGAUUGUUGCUGCUGAGGCUCCUGGAGUCCAGAUUGAUCAACCAGAAGUGCAUGCACCUACUGUGGCCAUUCACACUUCACCAGUUGAGCUCGCACGACAAGCUCGAUCGGCAGCUCGAUCGAGUCCAACUCUAGCUCGAUCGAGUCCGACCUCUUCUGUCCGACAGCCUGUUUUGCUUGAUCCUUAUCAACCGGUUGCCGCUUCCUCGUCUCGCCUACUUAGUCAAGGUCACAAGGAAGUGAUUCACAAGUUCAGAAGAGAUCUCAGUGGGAUUGGAAUUGAGUUGCCUCCUAUGGAUAGCAUGAUUCAACCUGCUUACUUCACCCACCUUCCUACCAAAGGUCAAGAUCAAGGGAAAUUCACUCUCCCUUGCACACUUGGGCAUCUUGAGAUUGACAAUGCCUUAGUGGAUUCUGGAGCAAGCAUCAAUCUGAUCUCUCUCUCCAUGGCAGAGAAGCUAGGCAUUGCUGGAGCCUUGCAGCGCCCUACUACUUCAAUCAUGUUUGGAGAUGCAACUUCUAAGUCUCCUCUUGGAGUGUUCAAGAACUAUCACUUGAAAAUUGGAGAAUGCAUCAUCCAAACUGAUCUCACUGUGAUGGAAAUGGAAGAAGAGAAGGAUUUACCUCUGUUAUUGGGAACCCCUUUCCUUAGUACAGUUGGCGCUUCAAUAGACUUUCACAAGCAAGAAGUGAUCCUUCACAAGGUGAAUAGUUUGGUGUCAUAUCGCUUGCAGCCUAGAGGUUCAGACUUUUGUGCCACAAUUGACAGUACCACUCUCAGUUCUAAGAGUCAUGGAGCUACAAAGGUUGUGAAGGAAAGGUUGACAAAGAACCAAGAGUUGGGAAGGAUAAGGAUGAGAGAGGACCAAGGAUUGAGAAGCCACGUCUUGAGAGGGCUAGAGUUGAGAAACCACGUUCUGAUAGGCCAAGAGCUGAGACUUGUUCAAGCCCCUUGUGUGCUUGAUGAAGAGAGCCUUCAAGCUUUGUUUGAUGAGCCACUAGGAAGGGCUCUAAAAGAAGGGGAGGAUGUAGCCUCUAAGGCAAGACCAGGGAUAAAAGAAAGAUCCACCAGCUCAGGCCCCUUCAGUCAAGCCAUCUCAGCUCACAAUGACUUUGUUCCCCACCAAGUUUGA
This is a messenger RNA of Microthlaspi erraticum, 2343 nucleotides long. NCBI's taxonomy places the organism in Eukaryota, Viridiplantae, Streptophyta, Magnoliopsida, Brassicales, Brassicaceae. The record is from the annotation of a GenBank genome assembly.